Messenger RNA from Coregonus sp. 'balchen', 9655 nucleotides. The record is from the annotation of a GenBank genome assembly. Lineage: Eukaryota; Metazoa; Chordata; Actinopteri; Salmoniformes; Salmonidae.
AUGGAGAGAGUGGAGCAGGUACCCGCAGCUGUGCCUUUGGCAGGUUUAGCCACAGCAGCCUCUGUCGAGCCCGAGCCCAGAUAGACUGAAUUAUUGAAACAAGGGAUGCGUCCCAAAUGGCACCCUAUUCCCUUUAUAGAGCACUACUUUUUCACCAGCGCCCUGCUUUUGACUAGUACUCGAAAAGGGUGCCAUUCGGGAUGCAGGCAAGCAGCCAGUACUGAGUGCUAAUCCAACCUGCAUUAUCAGGACACCAAAUCCACCACUCAUGUGUGAGAGAGAGAAUACCACCCAGCCAGGAUGAAGCUGAACAUUCUAAAAUUGCCCAGUUGUGUAAUUGUAGUAUUCAGUCUGCAGUGGUCCAGGUAACAUUUAUUUUGUUUAUUUCAAUAUGCUUUUGUUUCUUUUACCAUCUCCCUGUUGUCAUUUGCUUGCUUUCCCGUAACGUAGUUUAAAAAAGCGACAGAAAAAUGUUGCCGGUGCCACAUUUUGCUGUGGCUGUUGGCUUUUGACAGGAAGAGGUGAGAGAGGUGACCAAGGAACUGUUUUAUCAGGUGGUUGUGUUGAGUCCACUGUGCUGCUACUGCGGAGUGAAGUCAGCACUGCAGCUUUUUGGCUGAUGUCAGUCAUCCACACUACAGAGGUACCUUUGGAGGGACAUACAGAUGUAGGAUCUUAACGUGAUUACUCUUUUGUUGCCGAGAAUGUUCCUGCACCACAGAAAAUGCAGAUGAGCUUUGUGAUUUACAUCAAUUCACUGAAAACCCACACUAACUCACGGUUAUAUUAACAAUAUGUCAUUGUUUAUCUGGACUACUUUUAACCAGCUAAUAGCCUAACUACCGAUCAAGCAACAUUAUGGAAUAAACGUUCAAAUCCUCUUGCUGCAGGAUUAUUUAGCUGUGGCAAUAUACAGAGCCUUCGGAAAUUAUUGAGACCCCUUGACUUUUUCCACAUUUUGUUACGUUACAGCCUUAUUCUAAAAUGGAUUAAAUAAAAAAAUACCUCAGCAAUCGAAACACAAUACCCCAUAAUGACAAAGCGAAAUAAGGUUUUUAGCCAUUUUUGCAAAUGUCUUACAAAAAUGUACAUAAGUAUCCAGACCAUUUGCUAUGAGACUCGAAAUUGAGCUCAGGUGCAUCCUGUUUCCAUUGAGAUGUUUCUACAACUGUGGUAAAUUCAAUUGUUUGGACAUGAUUUGGAAAGGCACACACCUGUCUAUACAGUGGGGAGAACAAGUAUUUGAUACACUGCCGAUUUUGCAGGUUUUCCUACUUACAAAGCAUGUAGAGUUCUGAAAUUUUUAUCAUAGGUACACUUCAACUGUGAGAGACGGAAUCUAAAACAAAAAUCCAGAAAAUCACAUUGUAUUUUAUUGCAUGACAUAAGUAUUUGACCACCUACCAACCAGUAAGAAUUCCGGCUCUCACAGACCUGUUAGUUUUUCUUUAAGAAGCCCUCCUGUUCUCCACUCAUUACCUGUAUUAACUGCACCUGUUUGAACUCGUUACCUGUCCACACACUCAAUCAAACAGACUCCAAUCUCUCCACAAUGGCCAAGACCAGAGAGCUGGGUAAGGACAUCAGGGAUAAAAUUGUAGACCUGCACAAGGCUGGGAUGGGCUACAGGACAAUAGGCAAGCAGCUUAGUAUGAAGGCAACAACUGUUGGCGCAAUUAUUAGAAAAUGGAAGAAGUUCAAGAUGACGGUCAAUCACCCUCGGUCUGGGGCUCCAUGCAAGAUCUCACCUCGUGGGGCAUCAAUGAUCAUGAGGAAGGUGAGGGAUCAGCCCAGAACUACACGGCAGGACCUGGUCAAUGACCUGAAGAGAGCUGGGACCACAGUCUCAAAGAAAACCAUUAGUAACACACUACGCCGUCAUGGAUUAAAAUCCUGCAACGCACGCAAGGUCCCCCUGCUCAAGCCAGCGCAUGUCCAGGCCCGUCUGAAGUUUGCCAAUGACCAUCUGGAUGAUCCAGAGGUGGAAUGGGAGAAGGUAAUGUGGCCUGAUGAGACAAAAAUAUAGCUUUUUGGUCUAAACUCCACUCGCUGUGUUUGGAGGAAGAAGAAGGAUGAGUACAACCCCAAGAACACCAUCCCAACCGUGAAGCAUGGAGGUGGAAACAUCAUUAUUUGGGGAUGCUUUUCUGCAAAGGGGACAGGACGACUGCACCGUAUUGAGGGGAGGAUGGAUGGGGCCAUGUAUUGCGAGAUCUUGGCCAACAACCUCCUUCCCUCAGUAAGAGCAUUGAAGAUGGGUCGUGGCUGGGUCUUCCAGCAUGACAACGACCCGAAACACACAGCCAGGGCAACUAAGGAGUGGCUCCGUAAGAAGCAUCUCAAGGUCCUGGAGAGGCCUAGCCAGUCUCCAGACCUGAACCCAAUAGAAAAUCUUUGGAGGGAGCUGAAAGUCCGUAUUCCCCAGCGACAGCCCCGAAACCUGAAGGAUCUGGAGAAGGUCUGUAUGGAGGAGUGGGCCAAAAUCCCUGCUGCAGUGUGUGCAAACCUGGUCAAGACCUACAGGAAACGUAUGAUCUCUGUAAUUGCAAACAAAGGUUUCUGUACCAAAUAUUAAGUUCUGCUUUUCUGAUGUAUCAAAUACUUAUGUCAUGCAAUAAAAUGCAAAUUAAUUACUUAAAAAUCAUACAAUGUGAUUUUCUGGAUUUUCACAGUUGAAGUGUACCUAUGAUAAAAAUUACAGACCUCUACAUGCUUUGUAAGUAGGAAAACCUGCAAAAUCGGCAGUGUAUCAAAUACUUGUUCUCCCCACUGUAUAUAGGUCCCACAGUUGACAGUGGAUGUCAGAGCAAAAACCAAGCCAUGAAGUCAAAGGAAUUGUCCUUAGAGCUCAGAGACAGGAUUGUGUUGAGGCACAGAUCUGUGGAAGGAUACCAAAACAUUUCUGCAGCAUUGAAGGUCCCCAAGAACACAGUGGCCUCCAUCAUUCUUAAAUGGAAGAAGUUUGGAACCACCAAGACUCUUCCUAGAGCUGGCCGCCCGGCCAAACUAAGCAAUCGGGAGAGAAGCUCUAGAGUUCCUCUGUGGAGAUGGGAGAACCUUCCAGAAGGACAACCAUCUCUGCAGCACUCCACCAAUCAGGCCUUUAUGGUAGAGUGGCCAGACGGAAGCCACUCCUCAGUAAAAGGAACAUGACAGCCCGCUUGGAGUUUGCUAAAAAGGACUCUCAGACCAUGAGAAACAAGAUUCUCUGGUCUGAUGAAACCAAGAUUGAACUCUUUGGCCUGAAUUCCAAGCAUCACGUCUGGAGGAAACCUGGCACCAUCCUUAUGGUGAAGCAUGAUGGUGGCAGCAUCAUGCUGUGGGGAUGUUUUUCGGCGGCAGGGACUGGGAAACUCGUCAGGAUCGAGGGAAAGAUUAACAAAGCACAGUACAGCGAGAUCAUUGAUGAAAACCUGCUCCAGAGCGCUCAAGACCUCAGACUGUGGCGGAGGUUCACCUUCCAACAGGACAACGACCCUAAGCACACAGCCUAGACAAUGCAGGAGUGGCUUCGGGACAAGUCUCUGAAUGUCCUUGAGUGAACCCGAUCUCUGGAGAGACCUGAAAAUAGCUGUGCAGCAACGCUCCCCAUCCAACCUGACAGAGCUUGAGAGGAUCUGCACUGAAGAAGGGAGAAACUCCCCAAAAACAGGUGUGCUAAAGGUGCUUCAGCAAAGUACUGGGUAAAGGGUCUGCAUACUUAUGUAAAAGUGAUAUUUCCGUUUUUUAUUUGAUAUAAAUUAGCAAAAAUUUCUAAAAACCUGUUUUUGCUUUGUCAUUUUGGGGUAUUGUGUGUAGAUUGAUGAGGGGGGGGGGGAACAAUUUAAUCCAUUUCAGAAUAAGGCUGUAACGUAACAACAUUCUGAAAAAGUCAAGGGGUCUGAAUACUUUCCGAAGCCACUGUAGGUCAAAUUAAGAUCCUACAUCUGAAAUGAUCCGGCCUGUUCUCACUCUAUCCCACAUCAGCUAAAACCUGCCACUUUGUGGUCCCUUCAACAACCAGGGUUGGCCAGCCCUGCAGUUCAGAUAUUUAAUGGGAGUGUAGCAGUGUAGGCUACUAUUUGAGAGAGAGAUAGAUAGAUAGAGAGAGAGAGAGAGAGAGAGAGAGGAGAGGUGAUAGAGUAGAGAGUCGAAGGGGAGAGAGAGACACGAUCUAUCGGCGCUCGUAGUCUCAGUAUAGCUCGCGACUAGAGCGCUCCGUCUCCUAUCGGAGCUCUCUCUUCUCUCUCUCUCUCUCUCUCUCUGUCUCUCGUCUCUCUUUCUUCAUCUCUCUCUCGCUACUCUCUCUCUCUCUCUCUCUCUCUCUCUCUCUCUCGCUCUCUAGACUAUUUGUUCACAGCUUGUCAGUGAAGAUGAAGAGAGAUUCUUGUUUGGCUCAAGAUGAUAUUAUUAAUAUUAUUAGAACUCUUGGCCACUAAUUAAUUCAUUUACUGUUGGCAGGUGUUUCUUUAGGCUACCAUCAUAAUUCAUAUGAUUAGAACAAAGGUUCCAUCAAUACCUAUUAUUUUAGAAUGAUUUGUUCAAUACCUCUUCUAAUUUAUUUUCCAUUUUAUAUACCUUAACAGUUGGCUACUACAGGACGUUGAGAUAUACCAACGUAGAAAUUAAAGGAGCGUUGUCUUUUCAAAUGUUUUCAGCUCUGUAGGCCAUAAUUAUGCAAAAUAGCAAAAGCAUCAACAGCGUCUAAUUACGCACAACCAAUACCAAUCAUGAUUGAAUAAAUAGCCUUCAAAGAGACAGGAUGUUAGCAUUAGAUGGAUAUGUUAGAGUCAGUUUUAGACCCCGAACAGAAAGGUAUUGACCAGCCCUAUUCCCAGGUGAGCCAGGCAGUGUUCGUGAUCGAUGUGUGUGUGGUCAUUGAACCAAGCUUAAAGCUAGUUUGUAUUCCAUUAGGCAUCUCUGGGGCUUUGUAGCACUGUCAGAAAAGAGCUUGCUGACGCCUAAUUGCGGUCUAGAAAAAAAACUAGAUAUUUGUAUGUCACUCUUCGUAUUCUUUGAUCAAUUUCUGGUGGUACUAGUUGUAUUCCACUAGAAUAUUCGUAUGUCAAUUGUUUGCCAGUACCAUGUUAUUUUGAAAAUAGUAUUUUCCCACUAUGCACUAUGAUCAGGAAGAGUUGUACUAACGUGAUUUUAGCAGAACAAGGUGAUGCUUGAAAGAACAGGAAAUGAUUCAUAACCACUUCAUCUGAUGGCAGUCUGUAGGCCAACCCAGUCUCAUUAACUAUAUGUUCCAUCUCAACAUUUUGCUAAGCAGCUUGCUGAUGUGCCAUUCCCCCUGUGUUACCCUGCAGAUCCCAGUGAGAGUGUCUCCAUCAUGAGGCUGGUGUGGAAGUCCCUGGACAAGAUGAGGUGUUUCCGUAAACGCUCCACCAUCCCCUUCCUGGGUGUCCUAAUCACCUGUCUACUCUUCCUCAACCUGUACAUGGAGGAUGGAUACGUCCUGGUGAGACUUAUUCUAUAUUCUUCACUUGAGUCAUAAAGGGCAAGUUCACCCAAUUCUUUUAAAGUUCAGAUGUUUAAAGUGUAAAGGCAAGCUCCGAUCCCAAAUAAAGGAAAAUAAUUAAAUAGGCACAAUAUAAUUACGACUAUUUAGAUGGUGCCUCUCUGCUCCAUGAUUUUGGGAUUGAGGCCUGCAGAUUCCCGCUGAUGUAGGAUCCACACAGCAGAUGGCAUAGAAUAUGGAUUCCAAAUUAGAUAUAUUUUGGGGUAUUAAAACAUCUGACGGUGGACUACCCUCUUCUACCUCUCUCCUCUCCUUCAAACAGCAUCAUUUUCAUCCACAAGUUCACUCUAGUAUUUAACCAUGUUGUCCCUUUUAGAAUUACUUGUUUUCAAAAGGCAACAUAUUUUCAUGAUGUGGACGCAGAGUCGAUUAUUUAUUUUUUAUUCAUGAUGCCAUCACAUCUUGGUGAUCAUAACACAUUAUCCGUAUUUGUUAUUUAAAUUAUUGAGGAGUUUUUGCAUAUUUUCAAUGACCUUGUGCUCUCACAAAGUCAAUUUCCUUGGCAAUGAAAAACGCCUCAAUGGUUUUAGAACUCUUUGAAAUCAGUAUGACGUAUCUACAUUUAUUAUCGGUUGGCUAACCCUUACUUUUUCUUUUUAUACAGGAUAUUCUUAAGGAGUUUUAAAACCAAAAUGUGUUAUUUUUACCUCUGUAUUAUUUACAGACGGAUAUGAGACGUGUCAAGGAAAUUAGUUGACUUUGCUGUGUGUGUUUGUCUGUAGCUGAGAUGAGACCUUGGUUUGUUUGUCAUUCACUAUGUGAAGUCAUCUCAUCUGAUCUGUUGUCUUUGUUCUGUGUUGUAGGAGGAGGAUAAAAGACCGCUGAGAGAGACAUCAAUGCAUCCUUCAAACUCUGAGAGAUAUGUUCACACCUUCAGAGACCUCACUAAUUUCUCUGGAACCAUAAACGUCACAUAUCGUUACCUCGCUGGGAACCCACUGCCCCGAAAGAGUAAUUGUAUCUUUGACUGUCAAUACAUGUUGUUUUACCUUGGUCACUUUCAUCUUUCACUAUAUAUACAGUACCAGUCAAAAGUUUGGACACACCUACUCAUUCAAGGGUUUUUCUUUAUUUUUACUAUUUUCUACAUUGUAGAAUAAUAGUGAAGACAUCAAAACAAUGAAAUAACAAAUAUGGAAUCAUGUAGUAACCAAAAAAGUGUUAAACAAAUCAGAAUAUAUUUUAUAUUUGAGAUUCUUUAAAGUAGCCACUCUUUGCCUUGAUGACAGCUUUGCACACUCUUGGCAUUCUCUCAACCAGCUUCAUGAGGUAGUCACCUGGAAUGCAUUUCAAUUAACAGGUGUGCCAUGUUAAAAGUUAAUUUGUGGAAUUUCUUUCCUUCUGAAUGCGUUUGAUCCAAUCAGUUGUGUUGUGACAAGGUAGGGGUGGUAUACAGAAGAUAGCCCUAUUUGGUAAAAGACCAAGUCCAUAUUAUGACAAGAACAGUUCAAAUAAGCAAAGAGAAACGACUGUCCAUCAUUACUUUAAGACAUGAAGGUCAGUCAAUCCGUAACAUUUCCGGAACUUUUAAAGUUUCUUCAAGCGCAGUUGCAAAAACCAUCAAGCGCUAUGAUGAAACUGGCUCUCAUGAGGACCGCCACAAGAAAGGAAGACCCAGAGUUACCUCUGCUGCAGAGGAUAAGUUCAUUAGAGUUAACUGCACCUCAGAUUGCAGCUCAAAUAAAUGCUUCACAGAGUUCAAGUAACAGACACAUCUCAACAUCAACUGUUCAGAGGAGACUGCGUGAAUCAGGCCUUCAUGGUCGAAUUGCUGCAAAGAAACCACUACUAAAGGACACCAAUAAGAAGAAGAGACUUGCUUGGGCCAAGAAACAUGAGCAAUGGACAUUAGACCAGUGGAAAUCUGUUCUUUGGUCUGAUGAGUCCAAAUUUGAGAUGUUUUGUUCCAACCGCCGUGUCUUUGUGAGACGCAGAGUAGGUGAACGGAUGAUCUCCGCAUGUGUGGUUCCCACCGUGAAACAUGGAGGAGGUGUGAUGGUGUGGGGGUGCUUUGCUGGUGACACUGUUGGUGAUUUAUUUAGAAUUCAAGGCACCAUUAACCAGCAUGGCUACCACAGCAUUCUGCAGAGAUACGCCAUCCCAUCUGGUUUGGGCUUACUGGGACUAUAAUUUGAUUUCUCAACAGGACAAUGACCCAACACACCUCCAGGCUGUGUAAGGGCUAUUUGACCAAGAAGGAGAGUGAUGGAGUGCUGCAUCAGAUGACUUGGCCUCCACAAUCACCCGACCUCAACCCAAUUGAGAUAGUUUGGGAUGAGUUGGACCGCAGAGGGAAGGAAAAGCAGCUCAGGAUGUGUGCUCAGGAUAUGUGGGAACUCCUUGUUGGAAAAGCAUUCCAGGUGAAGCUGGUUGAGAGAAUGCCAAGAGUGUGCAAAGCUGUCAUCAAGGCAAAGGGUGGCUACUUUGAAGAAUCUCAAAUAUAAAAUAUAUUUUGAUUUGUUUAACACCUUUUUGGUCACUACAUGAUUCCAUAUGUCUCCUGAGUGGCGCAGUGGUCUAAGGCACUGCAUCGCAGUGCUAAUUGUGCCACUAGAGAUCCUGGUUCGAAUCAAGGCUCUGUCGCAGCUGGCUGUGACCGGGAGACUCAUGGGCGGCGCACAAUUGGCCCAGGGUAGGGGAGGGAAUGGCCGGCAGGGAUGUAGCUCAGUUGAUAGAGCAUGGCGUUUGCAACGCCAGGGUUGUGGGUUCGAUUCCCACGGGGGGCCAGUAUAAAAAAAUAUAUAUUAUUCACUAACUGUAAGUCGCUCUGGAUAAGAGUGUCUGCUAAAUGACUAAAAUGUGUUAUUUCAUAGUUUUGAUGUCUUCACUGUUAUUCUACAAUGUAGAAAAUAGUAAAAAUAAAGAAAAACCCUUGAAUGAGUAGGUGUGUCCAAACUUUUGGCUGGUACUGUAUAUGUUUUUUUUAAAUGUUUUAUUAUUUCACAAAUAAUGUUUUCAAUGUACGCUAUAAUAAUAUAGAUGUUUGUGUUUCUAGAAUAUCUAACCAUUGGGUUGUCAUCUGUGAAAAGAAAAAGAGGAAAUUACCUCAUGGAGACGAUCAAGUCCAUUUUUGACCAGUCCAGUUAUGAGGAGCUGAAAGAGAUUGUCGUGGUGGUCCACCUGGCAGACUUUGACCUGGCCUGGUGUGAAAACCUGGUGCAGGACAUCUCCAGGAAGUUUGCCCACCACAUCAUUGCUGGGCGUCUCCUGGUGAUCCAUGCCCCUGAGGAGUACUAUCCAUCACUGGUUGGGCUAAAAAGGAACUACAAUGACCCAGAGGACAGGGUACGCUUCCGCUCCAAGCAGAACGUGGACUAUGCCUUCCUCCUCAAUUUCUGCACCAACCUUUCUGAUUUCUACAUGAUGCUGGAGGACGAUGUGCGCUGCUCACGGAACUUCCUGACAUCCCUGAAGAAGGUGGUCACCUCCAGGGAAGGCUCCUACUGGGUGAUGCUGGAAUUCUCCAAGCUUGGCUACAUAGGGAAGCUCUACCACUCAAGAGACCUGCCGCGCCUGGCCCACUUCCUGCUCAUGUUCUACCAGGAAAUGCCCUGUGACUGGCUCCUCAUUCACUUCCGGGAUCUGCUGGCCCAGAAAGACGUGAUCCGCUUCAAGCCCUCCUUGUUCCAGCACAUGGGCUACUACUCCUCAUAUAAGGGGGCAGAGAACAAGUUGAAGGAUGAUGACUUUGAAGAAGACUCCAUUGAUAUCCCUGACAACCCUCCUGCCAGCCUGUACACAAACAUUAAUGUAUUUGAAAAUUAUGACGCCACCAAGGCUUACAGCAGUGUGGACGAAUACUUUUGGGGGAAACCCCCUUCUACCGGAGACUUCUUUGUCAUAGUCUUUAACAAAUCAACUAAAAUAAGCAAAAUCAAAAUCGUGACAGGAACGGACGAUCGUCAGAACGAUAUCCUGCACCAUGGAGCUCUGGAAGUAGGAGAGAAGCUGGUGGGGACAAAGAGAGGAAGGCAGUGUUCUUCCUACAUCACUUUAGGGGAGUUUAAAUAUGGCAACAUUGAGGUUCAAGACGUGGACCACAAGAUUGCCUUUGACAUUGAGUGUGUCCGUAUUGUGGUGACUGCCAGUCAGAAAGAAUGGCUGAUUAUUAGGAGUAUAAGCUUGUGGACUACACAACCUCCCAGUCAAUGA